Vitis vinifera (wine grape) is the source of this 1316-nucleotide messenger RNA. RefSeq names its product protein STRICTOSIDINE SYNTHASE-LIKE 12. The transcript has 3 exons. The record is from RefSeq and is a predicted model, not a curated record. Bases 134 to 1159 code for a protein of 341 amino acids. Lineage: Eukaryota; Viridiplantae; Streptophyta; Magnoliopsida; Vitales; Vitaceae. Gene Ontology annotation, molecular function: strictosidine synthase activity. Gene Ontology annotation, biological process: biosynthetic process.
GGUUUGAGAUCAUUAAUUUUGGAGUGUUGUUAUAACUGCAACUGCAAAUGAAGGCAUUAGCUACCAAACAUCUCCUGAUUUUUCUAAAUAUAAGUAUCAUUCAAAAGACAUCUUAGCUACUAGUAUUCUAACAAUGUUGGUCAUGCUCUCCAUUUUUCUUUCCAUCUUCCUAUCUUUUUAUUCCCAGCUGCAUCUUUCCAGUGGAGAACAUGUUACUUACAAAGCUCAAUUCUUAGAGAGGCUCCCUCUCCCAGCAACAGGGCCUGAGUCCAUUGCUUUUGAUGCUGCAGGUGGAGGCCCCUACACUGGUAUCUCCGACGGUAGAAUCCUCAAAUAUGUGAAUGGCAGCGUUGGGUUCGUGGAGUUUGCCAUCACUUCAUCUAACAGUUCCGAGGAAUUCUGUGUUGGCAACGGUAGUGUUGCAUUGGAUUUCACCUGUGGCCGCCCAUUCGGUCUGGGGUUCCACUAUCAAACUGGUGAUCUCUACAUCGCUGAUGCUUACUAUGGGCUUAUGGUGGUUGGUCCCAAUGGUGGGGUUGCUACCCAACUAGCCAAUGCUGCAGAUGGCGUUCCUUUUGGGUUCACUAAUGCUCUGGACGUCGACACCGAAACUGGAAUGGUUUAUUUGGUGGAUUACAGUUCUCAAUUUUCUGUCAACGAAUUCAGUGUCUCGCUCCAAGCCCAUGACAUGACCGGAAGGCUAAUGAAAUAUGACCCAGAAAGCAAGGAGCUGACGGUGCUGUUAGGAGGACUCGGGGGAGCGGCUGGAAUGGCAAUAAGCAAGGAUGGCUCCUUCAUUCUCAUUACAGAGACCGUCACUAAGAGAAUUCGAAAGUUCUGGCUGCAAGGCCCAAAAGCUACUACUUCAGAAAUUCUCAAGGAAUUCACUGUAAGACCGGCCAACAUUAAGAGGAAUGAAGAAGGAGAGUUUUGGGUUGCCUUUCUUGUUGCAGAUGAAACAGGCAGCUGUCCAUCACAGCAGCAAUCUCCAGGGCUAAGAAUUAGUGGAGAUGGCAUGAUUUUGGAGGCAAUCUCCCUUGACACACAGAGUGGUAUUAGUGAAGUUGCAGUUUAUAAUGGAAAAAUGUAUAUAGGGUCUCCCUUCUUGCACUUCGUUGAUGUUUAUGCAUGGGCUUCAGAGUGUCACCGGAGAGAAUGAAAAGGAAGAACUGAUGGGUAGGCCAAAUUAUGGGUAUCUUCCUGAUUGUGGGGGCAUGUGCUGUUAUCUUAAUAAAAUUGUACACACCGUUUUAAGAUCUUUUGAGCCUCAAGAAAAAAUAUUACCAUGAUCAGAUAUUAAUGAGAGUGUUGGGUGU